Molecule: messenger RNA, 588 nt
Organism: Sinocyclocheilus grahami
Lineage: Eukaryota; Metazoa; Chordata; Actinopteri; Cypriniformes; Cyprinidae
Product: claudin-4-like
Exons: 2
Coding region: 1-588 (195 amino acids)
Cellular component (GO): membrane; bicellular tight junction
Molecular function (GO): structural molecule activity
Source: RefSeq, a predicted model, not a curated record
AUGGCGUCUGUGGGCAUGCAGAUACUGGGUUGCAUCCUGGCCCUGUUCGGCUGGAUUGGAGUGAUAAUUGUGUGCGCCCUACCCAUGUGGAGAGUAACAGCCUUUAUUGGCACCAACAUUGUGACCUCUCAGAUCUUCUGGGAGGGGAUCUGGAUGAGCUGUGUGGUGGAGAGCACAGGACAGAUGCAGUGUAAGGUCUACGACUCCAUGCUGGCGCUGAGCCCCGAUCUGAAGGCUGCUCGCGUCCUGAUGGUGUUUUCUAUCGUGGUGGGCAUCGCUGGGAUUCUCGUGGCGCUCGUCUCAGGGAAAUGCACCGACAUUAUAGUAAACGACUUCUACAAUCCCCUGUUACUGGAUGCUCAGCGCAGGGAGCUGGGGGCUUCGCUGUACCUCGGCUGGGCCGCAGGGCUCCUCCUGGUGCUGGGAGGGGGGCUGCUUUGCAGUUCUUGUCCACCAAAAGAGAACUGCUCAACAUCUGUCAUAUACAAUCCUGUAAAGAUGUCAAAGCCAUCCAGUGGGGUCGACACUGUUCUCAGCCACACAGCACCAGUAUCACGCUCUACAACUCCUCCCAAGACCUACAUCUAG